GCUGUAUUCUCGGGGGUCGGGGCUGUGACGUUGUGGGCGGUGCCUCAGGGAGCGGUGUGGAGCCGCUCCGCGGGGCCUGUGAUCUGUGUCAAGUCGCGGCAGUAUGGCGGGGAAUUGCAGCGGUUUCACGGUGGCUUCAGGGGAGAUCAUUCAGCUGAACGUGGGCGGCACCAGGUUCAGCACCUCAAGACAAACACUAAUGUGGAUUCCAGACUCCUUCUUCUCAAGCUUGCUGAGUGGGAGAAUCUCAACACUACGUGAUGAAACUGGAGCGAUAUUUAUUGACCGGGAUCCUACAGCAUUUGCACCAAUUCUGAAUUUUCUUCGAACAAAGGAAUUAGAUUUAAGGGGAGUGAACAUUAAUGUUCUGAGACAUGAAGCUGAAUUUUAUGGGAUUACUCCUUUAGUACGUCGCCUGCUGCUGUGUGAGGAACUGGAACGCUCGUCGUGUGGCAGUGUUCUCUUCCACGGCUACUUGCCACCUCCAGCUAUUCCCAGUAGAAAAGGAAGCAUUGGAAGUGCGGGACCCUCACAAGAGACCAAAGCUGGACCGAGUGCACCAGAGGGGGCAGUUCGCCCAAAUGUUGCUCCUUGUACAUCAGCUGGGGUCAUUUCUGCAGAGGGAUCUGCCCGAUUGGGUACAGCGGUAGAUCCCCGUAAAGUUCUAAUAGUUGCUGGUCAUCAUAACUGGAUUGUAGCAGCCUACGCACACUUUGUGGUUUGUUACAGAAUAAAGGAGUCCUCUGGAUGGCAGCAGGUUUUCACCAGUCCGUAUUUGGACUGGGCCAUCGAACGUGUGGCACUGAAUGCAAAAGUCGUUGGAGGACCUCUUGGAGAUAAGGACAAGAUGGUAGCUGUGGCAUCUGAAAGCAGCAUUAUCCUGUGGAGCAUUCAGGACGGUGGUAGCGGCAAUGAGAUAGGUGUUUUCAGCCUUGGAGUCCCAGUGGAUGCACUCUUCUUUAUUGGAAACCAGCUGGUGGCUACCAGUCACACUGGGAAAGUGGGAGUGUGGAAUGCAGUCACCCAACAUUGGCAGGUUCAGGAAGUUGUUCCCAUUACAAGUUAUGAUACUGCAGGGUCGUUCCUCCUGUUGGGCUGUAAUAAUGGAUCAAUAUAUUACAUAGAUAUGCAGAAAUUCCCUUUGAGAAUGAAGGAUAAUGAUCUUCUGGUUACUGAACUUUAUCACGAUCCUUCAAACGAUGCUAUUACUGCACUGAGUGUGUAUCUCACCCCUAAAACAAGUGUCAGUGGUAACUGGAUUGAGAUCGCAUACGGAACCAGCUCAGGAGCAGUGCGCGUGAUAGUCCAGCAUCCUGAGACAGUCGGCUCAGGCCCUCAGCUCUUCCAGACUUUCACGGUCCACCGGAGUCCAGUCACUAAAAUCAUGCUGUCUGAAAAAUACCUAGUAUCUGUGUGUGCGGACAAUAACCAUGUGAGGACCUGGACAGUGACACGCUUCAGAGGAAUGAUCUCCACACAGCCUGGCUCUACACCACUAGCUUCUUUUAAAAUACUCUCACUGGAAGAAACAGAGAGUCAUGGUAGUUAUGCAUCUGGGAAUGACAUUGGGCCAUUUGGGGAGAGGGAUGACCAGCAGGUUUUCAUUCAGAAAGUUGUCCCAGUCACGAGCAAGCUGUUUGUCCGCCUGUCCUCCACGGGGAAAAGGAUUUGUGAGAUCCAGGCAGUCGAUUGCACAACCAUAAGUUCAUUUACAGUGCGGGAAUGUGAAGGAUCCAGUCGGAUGGGCUCACGGCCAAGGCGCUACCUCUUCACUGGUCAUGGGAAUGGGAGCAUUCAGAUGUGGGAUCUGACCACAGCUAUGGACAUGGCAAACAAAGGGGAAGAGAGAGAUAUUGGAGGUCCCACUGAGGAAGAGCUGCUGAAGCUGCUGGAUCAGUGUGAUCUGAGCACGUCCCGCUGUGCUACUCCUAAUAUCAGUCCAGCAGCCUCUCUCGUACAACAUGCUAAACUACGGGAGUCAAGCUCAAGUCUUCAGCUUCAGACCCAAGAGACUCCUCAUGAGACUGCAACAUACGGCUCUGUGAGACCAUACAGGGAGAGUCCACUGCUAGCGAGAGCGAGGAGGACAGAGAGCUUUCACACCUACCGCGAUUUUCAGCCGUUUACAUUCUGUAAAAAUGUCUUGGACAAGGGCAGUGCUGGUAAUGAGAGCGACUCCUCAGUGCAGCUGGAGGCUGAACUGAAAGGAAAGAAGCCUGGAGCUACAGAGUGUAGCAUUGUUGAUCGAAAAGGCCCGACAACAGACACACGAGUGAGUAAGAGUCCAGACGGAAUGUUGGAAAGCCAGAAAGCGGUCGACAGCCCAGCUGACCUCAAGAAAAAGGUACCAGAUGAAGAAACCGAUAAGGCUGAGAGCAAGAAGAAAAGUACUUUUGAGGGAGGGUUUCUGAGCAGGAAGAAACCUGUUGCAGGGCAGCAGCAGUGGGCAGCGUUGCUAGAGGGAGGGAGUGAGCCUCCCAGUGCUGCCUCACUGUCGCCAACUAAAGUGACCACCUCUCCUCGCCACAAGAAAACCGAAGCUCCAAGCCAGGAACACAGCGCGUAAAUCAUCGUAACUACAAUGAAACUGCUUUGAUUUUUAACCAACAAGAGACUUAGUUAUUGAACACUACAGUAUUCUCACAUAUAUUCUGUACACUAUCACAUUUUCAUUUGAAGACUUACUACAUGUUUAUUUGUUUUCUCAGUAUUACACAUUUGUAUUUAAAGAUUUUGGUUGCAUAAUGGUUAUAUUUGUCCUCACUAAGCACCAGCAUAUAAGUAAGUGAUUGACACAGGCUGCCCCCCCACCCCCAGUUGCUGAGCCCAUCAAAGCUUGUUUUUAAUUAACAUCUGUUUGUUUGAUUCACAUCAGAUAUGAUCCUCUAUAAUUUUCAUGGACUGUUUCUACAGGAAAUGUUCAUUGUUAGCUGUAUCGAAGUGGUGCAAGCUAUAUUAUUGCCUAUGUGAGCUUUCUUCUGUGUGGGUUCAAGGUGAAUUCCUUUUAAGGUUUGUAAACCUGGGGAAAUGAUGCAAUUAAAGUAUGUACAGUAUUUCUGUGAAUGGUAAAUGGCAUUAGGAAGAGCAUGUGUUUUCUUAAGUCUCAAAAUGCUCUAAACGUUUGUGCUUUGGUAAAUACAGUACUUACUAUUGCACCAAUGAUCACAGUGCAUUAUACACAACUUGUAAAUGGGGAGUCAAACGAGCUGUGAAAUAUGGCCUUGUACACAAAUAAACAGUUGCUAUAUAUUGCCAAUCCAACAUCCUAUUUGGGGACUUGGGCUUUAGAUAGCACAAAUCAUCCUAGAGCCACGUUCUGGUUGGUAAAUUGGGAAAUCUUUCUGGGUUUGCUUUAAACAACUGUUGCAAGUGUACUGGUUUCACACAGACACUAGAAUUGUUCCUGUGUUUCAGGUGGGAAGUAAGGAAGCUGCCAAACACAUGACUGGAAUCCCCUCCACACAACAGCUGAAAACAUGUGCAUCACCUUCAGUGAUCCUAGUGGUGAGAGUGAAAUUGUUGUUCAUGUUAAUUUCACUGCUCCUUUGAAUGUUCUGCUCAGAUUUUCACAUUCUAGAAAUGUUCAAAAGAAACUGAAUAGGGUUUUUAGCUUCACCAAAAUUAGGCAUUGAGAUGGUACACUUCAAACCUCUUUUAGACAUCUUUUGUCUAUCUUUGCAAUAUCCUCUUCCCUGCUAUGUCAAUGCUCCGCCUUUCACGUUAUGUCCAAUCACAACAAAAAUGGGAAUUGAUUUCCCUAAGUGGUCAUGACAUCAGCAAUAGAAAGUGCCUGAGUUUGAAGCUCUUGAUCUAAUGCUCACUGCACAUAUUUAAGGCAUGUUGGAAGUGUACACAGUUCAUGGAUUGUGACACAAUAUCAGAGGUUUGCACAGUACUGUACAAAGAACUGAACGAUCUGCUUCAAGCACCUCAACUCCUGAUUUAACUGAAAACCAGAAAGGGAUGUUUUUACAUAAGCAGUAAUUACAGUAACUAAAAUGUAUCUUGAGUCAAUGGUAUAAAAUUGACUGCAGUUUUAUAACUUGCACUCCACACUUUGUUCCAUAUUCAAUUGAUAAAUUAAAAACACAGCUUGGUAAAUGAACCGUGUGUGGACUUGUUAAUGCUCACAAUAACUGUAUUCUCUGAUGUACUUGAAACAAGAUGAGCUACACAAGAUGAAAUAGCCAGCCCUUAAUUUCAUUGAGUGGGAAGGAGGAAUUCUUGGGAGGCUUUUGUGCCAUCAUAUUACAUGGUUUUAUGUCAGGAAGAGUAUAACCAACGCUAUAGUCUUGCAAGGAUGGCAACUGCUUUUUAAUCUGGACAACUGUCUUCCUUUGCAGCUAAAAUACAGUAAUACUUUGUCUUCCACUGAUAGGAUAAUAAAGCAAAUAGACAAUAAUACUUUCACUUGAGGAGGACAUCUCAAAGUGCUUCACUGCAUUUUUUACUGUAGUGUCUCCAGCCAAGGGUGUAAGUUGAAGUGCAAGUGCAGAGGUCAAAUCCAGAGGCAAGAGUGCUACAAACAGCGGGAGUGGCAAAAAAAAGGGGAGAAGGGUGGAAAACAAGCUGUACUCCAAUUUCAAUAGCAACUUCUCAGAUCACUGGAGUCUUUCACACCUUCGUUAUCUCAUUUGUUAUUUUUUGCUUAACCUCCUGUUGAUAGCAUUACAUAAUAUUAGUGAUCUAAUUGGCUGCCUCCUGGUCUAAUCGUUGUCUACCCCAAAUCUUGCCAUUCCAUAGCUCAGAGUUGAAACUGUUCUUGGGAAUGAUACCACAUACAAUUUUUAUUUACAGCUGUGUACAAAGUUUUAUUAAGUAUACAAAUAAACUCUGAUGGACCAUGUCACAAUCCAUACAAUCCAUAUAACACAACACUCGCAAGGCAAUACUCACUACUGACUUGAACUACAUGAGUUUAAAUAUACAAAAGCAUUAUGCAAAAAUACAUAAUUUACUCUCACAAAAAUACAUAUACUAUACGUGGUGAAUGAUUAUAAAACAAACAAGUUGUUUUACUAGGAUAACCAUGCUGUUCAUAUUAGAUACAUCAAACAUUUUUUAAAAUAAGUUAUAGAAUUUUCAUAGACAAAACUUUAUUUUGAACAAAAGAUAUGAUUAGAAACUUGAAAUUGAUCUUAGUUUCUGCAUCAAGAAGUCUUACUGUUGGACUCACUGCUCCCAUUGUCAUGUUUCCAAUUUACGCAAAAGCCAUUAAUAAUUAAAGUGCGUCUGUCCAAUGUGUUGAUGCACCUUUCCUUCAUUCUGAACCUAGCUGCGAAACACAGGCAAUAUGUUUGAUGAAGAGGUACUUCAGUUCACAGGAAAUCUAAAUUGUAAAGUUUCAAAAGAUGUGUGCUGCACAACACCUCAAAGUUUAAAUGCUAUUUUAACCAAUAUCACAUAAUUCAAGUAAAGGCUGAAUUUUAAAUAGAAGCUUACAUCAGACUGACUCAGUGGCAUUCUGCUAGAUAUGUCAUGUUUAUAUGAAACUACUGGUACCAUUCAAUAUAGCCAGGAAAAGCGUAAAAAAAUUUUUUAGACAAAUGUCAAUAUGUUGAGCAGUACAUUUGACGAAUAUUUAAUGUAGUGCAUGAUGACUAAUGCUGCUAGUGGAAACAAACAGCAAAAAAACAAUGCAUUCCUUGUUCUAGGAAUCUAGGGAAUUUAAUUCCUUUCAAAGGGUGCAAUUUCUUAAUUGAAUGCAGGCUGUAUCUUGAAUGAAAUGUAUCAUGACACAUUCAGUCAUUUUGUUGGUAAUAUUCCUUCAGUUUUAAAUUUCACUGGAAGUACAGGCAAGCCAAUCUGCCAUUGUGUAAGGAGACUUACAAUAAAAGUAUUUGCGUAGAUAAGA
Messenger RNA from Callorhinchus milii (elephant shark), 5854 nucleotides. It is a transcript of the gene kctd3, whose product is annotated as potassium channel tetramerization domain containing 3. The transcript has 18 exons. Gene Ontology annotation, molecular function: protein binding. Gene Ontology annotation, biological process: protein homooligomerization. NCBI's taxonomy places the organism in Eukaryota, Metazoa, Chordata, Chondrichthyes, Chimaeriformes, Callorhinchidae. The coding region runs from base 104 to 2566 and encodes 820 amino acids. The record is from RefSeq and is a predicted model, not a curated record.